AUGGCCAACUUUGCUUGGUUUGGAAACAAACUGCAACAUCUUUGUAGUUGUUUAUGCUUGAAGCUGGCCUGUUUCGGGAGAUCAAUAUUCAAUCUUCUUGUCUGCUUCUACCGUCACUUUCUUUUCAGUAUGAAGUCGUUUACCAUUCACGUUGUCUAUUUUGUCUCCCUUUCGUUUCUGGGUUUUCUCAUUCUCAAGGUUUUGAAGCCAAGAACCGAAUCGUUCGAGCCUAGGAAUCUAGAUUUGCUCUUCACGUCCGUAUCUGCGUCCACAGUGUCGAGCAUGUCCACUGUUGAAAUGGAGGUUUUCUCCAACACCCAACUCAUCGUUCUCACCGUCUUGAUGUUCAUAGGUGGCGAGGUUUUCACCUCCAUGGUCGGGCUUCAUUUAGGGAGGAUUAAGUUUAGGAGAUUUGGGCGUAACAGUAGUAGUGCCAAUAGUAGUAAUCUUGGUACUUCGAGUUCCUCGCAGGACAAAAUAGAGCUAGGAAUCACGGGAGGACCCGAUAAUGACUUCCACACAAAAUUCGAGACACUAGAUCAUCAUACUGACGAGCAUUUGAGGUACAGAUCAAUCAAGUUUUUGGGGUUCGUGGUUUUGGGUUAUCUUCUAGUGAUUAACGGGGUAGGAAUAGCGUUUGUUUUCGGGUACCUAAAACUGGUUUCAAGUGCAGGAAAUGUCCUCAAAACCAAGGGCCUAAAGUCGCUCACUUUCUCCGUCUUCACAGUGGUUUCAACCUUUGCAAGUUGUGGCUUCGUGCCAACGAACGAAAACAUGGUGGUUUUCAGCAAGAAUUCCGGCCUGCUCCUGAUGCUCAUACCUCAAGUUCUUGUGGGGAACACUUUAUUCCCUCCAUGCUUGAGAUUUUCCAUAUGGGUUUUGGGUAAGUUUGUGAAGAAUAAGGCAGAGGAAUCCGAUUACCUGUUGAAGAAUACAGGGGAAGUUGGAUAUCUGCACUUGCUUCCCAACUUGCACUCGUCCCUCUUGGUGGUUACAGUCGGGGGAUUCAUUCUUGUACAGUUCAUUCUCUUCUGCUCUCUGGAGUGGGAAUCCGCAGCCUUCAGUGGAAUGAAUACUUACCAGAAAAUCGUGGGAGUGUUGUUUGAAACUGUCAACUCAAGGCAUAGCGGUGAAACUAUACUGGAUAUCUCUACCAUCGCUCCUGCCAUCUUGGUGCUCUUCAUUGUCAUGAUGUACCUUCCUCCUUACACUUCGUUCUUACCCAAAAAAGAGAACGAUGAGAUUAAUUAUGGACUAGGACAAGACGAUGUUAAUGCUAAUACAAAGUCGAAGAAAAGAAUAAGCAGCAGGCGAAAGGUGGCGGUGCUAGAGAACCUCAUUCUCUCACAGCUUUCUUAUCUAGUUAUAAUCAUCAUUCUCAUUUGCAUCACGGAGCGCACAAAGAUGAGAGACGAUCCCCUCAAUUUCAACGUCUUGAACGUUGUUCUCGAAGUCAUAAGUGCAUACGGAAAUGUGGGGUUCACGACAGGCUACAGUUGCAAGCGGCAACUAAAGGUCGACGAGAAUUGCAAAGACAAAUGGUACGGAUUCUCGGGAUGGUGGAGCGACAAGGGCAAGCUCAUUCUCAUUCUUGUCAUGUUUCUUGGAAGAUUCAAGAAGUUCAAUAUGCAGGGAGGCCAAGCUUGGAAGCUCUUCUAGCUACCUACUUCAUUCACUAACUUAUUAAUCAAGAGAAAUGGCGUGCGUGCUAAUGCUUCUGUUUGUCCUCUUCGCUGUCUCUUCAAUUAAAUUAAUUCAUCUCAUUAUCAAAUUAAUACAUAAUGAUAUAUAUUAAUAAUGUUAAAAAACUUAAUAUUAUUUUUUAAAUUUAUUUUAUAAUUAACAAGAAAAAAUACAUUUCUUUCAGACGAAGUGAUGAAUUUUUUUUUUAGACAGAAUACUCUUAUAUUUGUUUGAUUAAAAGUAUUCUGUUUGAAAAAAAUCUAUCUCUUUAUUUGAGAGAGACAAGUUUUUUUUUAUGUUAAUUGUAGAAUAAAAUUUAAAAAAAUAUAUUAAUUUUUUAAUAUUAUUAAUAUAUAUUAUUAUAUAUUAAAUUGAUAAAAUGGCUUAAUUUGAUUGAAGGGAGAGACGAGAGAAUGGGACAGCAGAUCUCGCUCCGAGAGAGAGAGAGAGAGUGAUUGUGUGUGUGUACUAAGAUAGUAGUUAUGCUUGAGAAUGUGUGUGUACUAAAAUAAUCGUUACGCUCUUUAAAAUACUCUCUUCCUAUCAUUCUUUCUUAUGCCGUCUGCUCAUUAUUAUUGAGAUCAUUUUAAUGAUGAGAUGGGCAACAUGAGAUGGAGAGCAAUAGAAAAGGAGAGAACUUUUAAGGAAAUGUACUUAAAAUUUUUGUAUAAUGUUGGAUUACGCUCAUUUAUUGGCAU
Messenger RNA from Diospyros lotus (date-plum), 2381 nucleotides. Its product is annotated as sodium transporter HKT1-like. Gene Ontology annotation, cellular component: plasma membrane. Gene Ontology annotation, biological process: monoatomic cation transport; transmembrane transport. Gene Ontology annotation, molecular function: monoatomic cation transmembrane transporter activity. The transcript has 3 exons. Lineage: Eukaryota; Viridiplantae; Streptophyta; Magnoliopsida; Ericales; Ebenaceae. The coding region runs from base 1 to 1659 and encodes 552 amino acids. The record is from RefSeq and is a predicted model, not a curated record.